Molecule: messenger RNA, 2949 nt
Organism: Ooceraea biroi (clonal raider ant)
Lineage: Eukaryota; Metazoa; Arthropoda; Insecta; Hymenoptera; Formicidae
Product: nucleolar MIF4G domain-containing protein 1 homolog
Biological process (GO): ribosomal small subunit biogenesis
Cellular component (GO): nucleolus
Molecular function (GO): protein binding; RNA binding
Source: RefSeq, a predicted model, not a curated record
UCACCACAAAAUCACUAGUUUUUAUAGUUACUUUCAAGUUAGGCAUCUCGAAGUGGAUACCGCAUCUACAAAUUUAUACAUUAUGACUAGCAGUAAUUUGAUGCAUGUGCUAUGUGUGUGUUGCACGAAAAGUGAGGUUAGAGUGAAAAUAUCUCCUUUUAAAGUAUCUCAGAAUAGUUUCUAUAGAUUAAUGUUAUAAUUAAUUAUUAUGCAUCAUAAUAUGCAUAUUCAUUGUUAUAUAUGAUAUUUUGAAAAUACUAAGUAAAACGAUUUUAUUAUAAAAUGGGACGUAUGCAACGUAAAGGAGUGUUAAACAAUAAAAGGAAACUAAACAAGACUAAACCGGCUGAAAAGACGCGUAAACAAUUACGUAAAGAAAAGAGGGUACAAAAAAAGUUAAAUAAAGCAGCAUAUUAUGAAAAGAAGAAGUCGACGAAUCAACCAGAAAAAUCUUUUAAAAAAUCGGAGCAAUCGGCAAUCGGUAAUGAUAAAUCGAUAAAAGGAGGAAAAAUCGAUGUUAAAGAUGAGCUAUCAACAAAAGCAGAAAAACGGAAGAUUAAAGAUAUAGAAAAUAAGGAAAAAAGGGCUGAAAAGAAUGUGAAAAAGCAAAGAGUGCAGCAAUUACAACAAGCUAAUAAGGAAGAAGACAAAAUGAUUAAACAGUUGGAAAAACGAUUAAAAUUGAAUAAACGAAAGAGCAAAUCGAUUCCACAGUCUUUCGUAGCAGAUGGUUUAGAUUAUAUCUUGGAUUUCUGCAAUUCAGAAAACAGAAACGUUGAAACUGAGAAACAGUUAUUGGAAUCUGGAUUGAGCACAGAGUUCAAAGAGGAUUUGAACAUUGCUAUCGGAGAGAAUGAUUCUGAAGAAGAACAUGAAAAAGAUGAUACGGAAUAUAACAUGGAUGAUAAUGAGGAUUCUGAGCAGGAUACAGAGGAUAACAAAAGUCUCUUAUCCAAUGAAAAUUCAGAUCACCAUGAGGACAAUGAUGAAGUUUCCGAGGAAGAGGCAGAUAAAGUAAACAUUAAGUCGAGAAAUCGUCCAACAAAUAAGGAAGAUGCUAUCUUGGAGACUGAAGAAUCAAUACAUAGCGAUGCAUCGGAGCAUUCCCAUGAUAGUAAAGGCUUAUGGGAAGAUAUUUAUGGUAGACAAAGGGACAAAGAAGGUAAUAUCGUCUCUACGAAGUAUGUACCACCUGCUGCACGUAUUACAAGCACAGACAUCUCUAUGGAUGAUGAAAAAACUCGUAAACUCGAGAGACAAUUAAAAGGUAUCCUAAAUAGAUUGGCAGAACAAAAUAUGCACACUAUUGCAAAUCAGGUAGAAGAGAUGUACAUGUCAAACAGUCGUAACAGUAUGAACGUAACGUUAUUUACAUUGAUGAUGGAAAGUAUAGUCGCACAAGUUCUAACGCCAGAUCGGCUUAUUUGUGAACAUAUGAUGUUGAUCGCUAUAUUGCACGCGAACGUUGGUACAGAAGUGGGCGCGCACUUUUUACUGACUACUGUAAAAAAGCUUCAUCGGAUGUUGGACGAGUCUCAUUGUGUUGAGAAUAAACAAUUGGAUAAUAUAAUUCUUAUGAUCUCUCAUCUCUACAACUUCAAGGUGUAUGGCCAUCGCCUUUUAUAUCAGAUAUUAAAAAAACUGGCAGCAAAAUUUACAGAGAAAGAAAUUGAACUGACUUUGUUAAUUUUAAGAACAGUGGGCUUUCAGUUAAGAAAAGAUGACCCAACUGCGUUAAAGGAACUUGUGUUAAACUUGCAGCAAAAGGCAAACAAUACUACUUUAGAAAAUUCGAGAGUCAAAUUUAUGUUAGACGUAUUGUUGGCGAUAAAAAAUAAUAACAUGAGCAAAAUACCUCAGUAUGAUCCAUCUCAAAUCGAACAUCUGAAGAAAAUUUUGAAGAACUUUAUCCAUAAGGGCAAUAGCGUUACGCAAUUUAAUGUAACUCUGGAAGACCUGUUAGAAGCCGAUGAAAGAGGAAAAUGGUGGAUAGUCGGAUCAGCCUGGUCCGGUCUCAAAGAUAUUGGUAAAUUAGAGAAGUCUUCGGGAGAACAAAAACAGAAAUAUAGUGCAGAAAUAUUAGAGUUGGCACGAAAACAGAGAAUGAAUACCGAUAUCAGAAGAGAUAUCUUUUGCGUUCUUAUGACAGCCGAAGAUUAUUUAGACGCGUUUGAGAAGAUUCAUCAUCUCGGUUUGAAAAAUCAACAACAGAGAGAAGUGAUCUACGUUAUUCUCAACUGUUGCAUUCAAGAGAAAAAGUUCAAUCCUUACUAUGCCGUACUGGCGCAAAGACUAUGUGACUGUGAUAGAAAAUAUCAGUUAAAUAUACAAUAUGCAUUAUGGGAUAAAUUGAAGAUAUUGGAUGAUUUGAACACAAAGCAAUUAACAAAUCUGGCAAAAUUGUUGAUCCAUUUAUUUUUAAACAAGGGCCUUCCUCUAUCCGUUUUGAAAGUAAUCCAAUUUACCGAAUUAGACAAGCUAACUAUGAGGCUUGUACGGCAAAUUAUGCUGGGAAUACUGUUACAUGAAGAUGAAGGGGCCUGUUUAGAAGUAUUUGAAAGAAUAUCUUUAUCUACAAAAUUGCAAGCUUUCAAAGAAAGUCUCAGAUUAUUUAUAAAUCAUUUUCUCGUGAAAAAUAUUUCUACCGCUGAAAAUCUGCAGGAACAAAGUGCAUUAUUGAAAAAACGUGCUGAAUUGAUAGAUAACAUUUUAAGUAGACAAAAUCGUGAGACAAAAUGUAUAUUUUAAAGGUUGUAUCAUUAAUGUAAAAAUAUAUAUAUAUAAUAUAUUUUUAUAUAUUACAUUCUAAACCAUUUUAUUUUUUUUCUCUAAUCUUUAAAAUAUCUAAUUUAAUAUAUAUUUUUCUUGCAGUUAUAAAAAGAUAUACAUAUAGUAUAAUCGUCCAAAUAUUAAUCUAAAGAUAAUUCUAUAAAGUGUACACUAUAAAAA